AUGAUGCCGAUCACCCUUCCAGGUGGAUCAAAGGAGAAGCUGCAAGGAAUCAUGGCUCCGCUACUUGCGGGGUUGAACCGGGCCAACAUGUCCUACUUUGAACGAUUCCGCACCAUUAUUAACUAUGGUGCGGUCGUCUCCGGAGUCUCUGUCAACGCAUCACUAUCCCGCGAUGGCAAGUCUGCACCAACCAACUCCGUGAAUCCUGCCUGGCACGACGCGGCUAUCGAUAUUGUGGUCGGAACUCUCAGUGACACAAAUCAAAACUAUAAUAUUGAAGCCCAGAAACUCAUUGCGGAUGUCUUGCUCCCGGAGUUGGAGGAUCUCACCCCAGGCGGAGGGGCGUAUCUGAACGAGGCAGAUCCUCAUCAACCAGAUUGGAAGUACGCUUUCUACAACGAGAAUUAUGAUCGAUUGUUGAGUGUGAAGAACAAAUACGAUCCAAAGCAUAUCUUCUAUGGCACCACCGCAGUUGGGAGUGAUUACUGGGUGGAGGCAGAUGGAAGGUUAUGCCGGGCUUGA
Penicillium odoratum is the source of this 522-nucleotide messenger RNA. RefSeq names its product FAD/FMN-containing dehydrogenase. Lineage: Eukaryota; Fungi; Ascomycota; Eurotiomycetes; Eurotiales; Aspergillaceae. Gene Ontology annotation, molecular function: oxidoreductase activity; flavin adenine dinucleotide binding. The record is from RefSeq and is a predicted model, not a curated record. The transcript has 3 exons. Bases 1 to 522 code for a protein of 173 amino acids.